AUGUAUUUUGGACCUGGUGUUGAGGCAGAUACAAAAUCUGAGUUCUGGCAUAGCAGUAUUUGGCAGGAGUCUUCUUCUUUGGCCUAUCCUUCUAUCAAAUUGAAAGUUCAACUCCUUUAUUUUGGCUCCGAACUGCCAAGAAUUUUUUUAAGUUCAAUAAGAACAGAAGGAUCAUUGGAUGGAGAGUUAUGGUUAAGUGAAAUGACCUACUUGAUUGAGCCAGUUACGGUUUGGCUUCAUGACACACCAGACCCACCCAAUUAUCAAUUUUAUGUAAGAGAAAUUUUGUAUACCAUGAAGGUCAAUAAAUUUGAUGAUGUCAUGAAACCAAUUGUAGAUAAAAUUAAUAGUUUAGAACAAGGCACCUUAAUGAAUAUUGGAGGUCAGGACAUGUGGAUAGUUGCCAGUUUAGGUGUAAUAACUGCCAACCUUCCACAGAGUAACGAUCUUGCAGAUACAAAGCAGUAUAGUAGUAUUCUAGGAUGA
Racocetra persica is the source of this 486-nucleotide messenger RNA. The record is from the annotation of a GenBank genome assembly. NCBI's taxonomy places the organism in Eukaryota, Fungi, Glomeromycota, Glomeromycetes, Diversisporales, Gigasporaceae.